Molecule: messenger RNA, 2629 nt
Organism: Bactrocera latifrons
Lineage: Eukaryota; Metazoa; Arthropoda; Insecta; Diptera; Tephritidae
Product: integrin beta-PS-like
Exons: 8
Coding region: 134-2551 (805 amino acids)
Biological process (GO): cell migration; cell-matrix adhesion; integrin-mediated signaling pathway
Cellular component (GO): integrin complex; cell surface; focal adhesion
Molecular function (GO): integrin binding
Source: RefSeq, a predicted model, not a curated record
AAAAUCAGUUGCAUUGCAGCCUUCCAUGGCUAUAUAACAUUUACAAAAUCAAUUUCUAUACAUUUCUAUAAUAAUAAAUUAUAAACUUGACUGAAAUAUAAUAUAAGAGUGCAUAAGAUAAUAUAAAAACAAAAUGUCGAGCCAUUGGAGCUACGGUGGAGUUUUGUUAGUAAUACUUGUGGUAGGCGUUGUCGCGACAAAUAACACCACUGAUGUGGAUAAAAUGAAUCCGUGUAAAAACAAAGAUACCUGCCGUGAAUGCAUACAAACGGCCAAAUGUGUAUGGUGUAAGGAGUCGAGCUUUGCGGAUGAUCGGUGUUUUCCAAGCAAUGCGUCUACAACUUGUACAUUAAUUGAGAAUCCCGUCACGAAAAUAACCCAAGAACUCAAGCGACCACUAACGAGCGGCGGCAAAAGUAAAAGCUCGCAUAAAAAUCGUGAAAUUGUACAGCUGAUGCCGCAGUACAUCAAAUUGGAAUUGAGACCCAAUGAAGUGGAAUUAAUAAAAGUGAAAUAUGCGCGUGCGCUCGAUUAUCCUGUCGAUUUGUACUAUCUUAUGGACUUAUCUGAAUCAAUGACAGAUGAUAGGGACAACCUCUCUAAAUUGGGUAGUACUUUGGCAGAGACGAUGCGCAAUUUAACCAGCGAUUUCCACUUGGGCUUUGGUUCGUUUACCGACAAAGUUAUAAUGCCUUUCACCGACAAUCUCAAUCAAAGGAACACGACUGAUUUAUUUCCUCGGGGAACAAAAUACAAGUGCCAUGCACAUAACAACUGUCUUAGUUAUCAUAAUAUUAUGCCGCUGGACACGGAUACCAAGAAUGAAUUUUCAUCUAAUGUGAAGAACGCAAAAAUUGCGGGUAAUUAUGAUUCCCCCGAAGGUGGCUUGGAAGCUAUGAUGCAGGCAAUCGUGUGUCGCAAAGAGAUCGGUUGGCGUGAAAAAGCGCGACAUCUACUAGUUUUCUCAACUGAUGCAAAUUUUCACAUAGCGGGUGAUGGUAAGCUAGCCGGUUUGAUUCAACCAAAUGAUGGCAAAUGCCACUUGGACAAAGACGGCUAUUAUACGCAUGCAGAACAAUUGGACUAUCCAAGUAUUGGACAAGUAAAACACACUAUCGAAGAGAAUGCGAUUAAUGUCAUAUUUGCUGUAACACAUAAUGUGCUGGGUAUAUAUAAAACGCUGUCGGCAAAUAUUAAUGGAUCAUCAUACGCCAACUUGGAAGGAAAUUCAAUGAAUGUGGUAAACCUUAUACGCGAACAAUAUCAGCAAAUUUCAUCCUCCAUUCAAAUGCGUGACAAUGCCACUAGUGAUGUAAAGAUCACAUACUACUCCGCUUGUCGCAGUGCUGGCCCCGAAGUACUAACUUCAAAAUGUGAUGGCUUACACGUCGGUGAUGAGGUAACAUUUAGCAUAAAUAUCCGUUUGGCUUCCUGUCCAAAAGAUCCACACGAUUGGCGGCAAAUAAUACAAAUCUAUCCGGUCGGUAUAAAUGAGAGUUUGAUCAUUGAUCUGAAAAUGCUUUGCGGUUGCGAAUGUGAUGCCGAAGUGAAAACCAAAAGUCAACAUUGCUCCUCACAAGGCAAUCUGGUAUGUGGCGUUUGUCAGUGUGAGGAUCAGUUUGUAGGCGCCCAGUGUCAGUGUUCGAAUACUGAUAUGCAAGAGAGCUCUGACAGCAGCCACAAUUGUCAUGACAACACAACAAUAAUCGAUUGUAGUGGACGUGGCAUUUGCUCGUGUGGCCAAUGUCAAUGUGACAAGCGUAGCAAUGAAGAAGAGGUCAUAUCGGGUAAAUACUGUCAGUGUGACAAUUUCUCUUGUGAGCGACAUGAACAGCGGCUUUGCUCCGGUCCCGGCCAUGGGAAAUGCGAAUGCGGACAAUGUACUUGUAAUGAAGGCUGGCAGGGAAAAGCUUGCGAAUGUUCGGUAUCAACUGAUAAGUGUCGGAAAGAGGGCGAUGAUAAACUAUGCUCGGGCAAAGGAACUUGCGAAUGCAACGCUUGCAAAUGUCAAGCCACCGCACAAGGUCGUUACUCUGGACAAUACUGUGAAACGUGCCCGACAUGUUCAAGUUUCUGUUUGGAAUUGAAAGAUUGCGUACAAUGUCAAAUGUAUAAUAGGGGUAAAUUCAAGGAUAUUAAAGAUUGUGCUGCCAACUGUACGAAAGUGAAAACGACUCCAGUGGAUAAAGUACUGGAGAAAUCGGAAUUAGUUCUGGGCGAAAAGAAUUGUGAAUUUUACGAUGAUGAUAAUUGUAAAUAUGCAUUUACGUUUAAAGAAAAUAAUGGCAUUUACGAAGUGCAAGCACAAAAGGAGCGUGAGUGUUUGGCAAAGGUUGCCAUGCUCAAGAUUUUAUUCAGUGUGGCAGGCUCUAUUUUGUUCAUUGGCUUGGCAACGCUGCUUUUAUGGAAACUUAUUACGACCAUACAGGAUAAUCGAGAGUUUCGACGAUUUGAGAAGGAACAAAUGAAGGCACAAUGGAAUGCGAAUGGCAACCCAUUGUAUAAACAAGCGACGUCAAGCUUUAAAAAUCCGACUUACUCAACGCAAUGAAUUAAUUAACAAAUGUAUAAAAAAUAUUAUGUAGCUAUGUAUCCGAUUUCUAUAAUAUAUUUUAAAGUAAAAAAAGUA